Molecule: messenger RNA, 695 nt
Organism: Anoplophora glabripennis (Asian longhorned beetle)
Lineage: Eukaryota; Metazoa; Arthropoda; Insecta; Coleoptera; Cerambycidae
Product: succinate dehydrogenase assembly factor 4, mitochondrial
Exons: 2
Coding region: 159-488 (109 amino acids)
Biological process (GO): mitochondrial respiratory chain complex II assembly
Cellular component (GO): mitochondrion
Source: RefSeq, a predicted model, not a curated record
AUUAGUUCUACUUCCAUUAUUUUAAUACGUAUAUGCAUUCCAAUCCAAUAUCAAUUCCAAUUUCCAAUUAAGAGGCAUGGACCAUUGAAAAAAUAUUUAACGCUGUGAUUGUCAUUUAACGUAAAUAAAUAAACAUUUUAAAUUAAAGAGACCGCAAAAUGAGUAUUAUGAUGUAUAUGCUUCGAAAUAUGAAGCAAUCGCCCUUUGCACCUCUUCAACUAACUCACAAUGAAAGCAUAAUAAGACUCUCCUCAUCUAAUGAAAUAGUGAGUCCCCGGAUGCAAGAAUUCAAAAAGAAAUUAAGAGAAAAGACACCCAUUGGAAAACUAGAUGAACCAUUAGGAAAACACCCCUAUCAAGAAGAAGAGCCACUACAGCCGUGGCCCGAUAAUACUAAUCCCCAUACUGGAGAAAUUGGAGGCCCUAAAGGUCCAGAACCCACAAGAUAUGGGGAUUGGGAAAGAAAAGGAAGAGUUACUGAUUUUUAAUGAAUUUAGGGGAAUGUGGGCGGCCUUUUUGUUAGUUGAACAUUUAUGUGAAUUAUUAGUGUGUGUUUAGAAACAAAUAUUUGUUAUUACAAAAACGUCAUUUCAUCAUACAGACUUUUGUAGAAAAAUGUUAUUACUAAACUGCUAGUAUUCAAAAGUUAACGUGAAUAAAAUGUAAACGUUUCAACCGCUACUUUUUCUACAGCA